Molecule: messenger RNA, 337 nt
Organism: Paramecium primaurelia
Lineage: Eukaryota; Ciliophora; Oligohymenophorea; Peniculida; Parameciidae
Source: the annotation of a GenBank genome assembly
AUGUAAGGAUCAAGAAGGCAUCCAGAACUUGAUAAUAUGCCUGAUUUUUUAUUCGAAAGUAAAAGUAUAUUGAUUUCAAGAUACUCUAAUAUUAUCUGAUCCAAGAGAGGAAAAUUGUUAUUCUACUAUAAAAGAUUAUUGUUGUCCAAAUUUUAAUUUAAUGUCAUUUACAGCUAUAAUUUCAUUGAUUCAAUUGUCUAUAUUUAUUGUUAUGUGUUUUUUGGGGGAUUUUAAUCUUUAGAAAACAAUUUUGUGUAUUGUAUUUAAAUAUUAUUUACUAAAGAGUUCUCAGAUGAAACACUUGAAACUUUUGGAAGAUGUUCAGCUUAUAAUUUGA